Messenger RNA from Drosophila innubila, 579 nucleotides. RefSeq lists its product as uncharacterized. The transcript has 2 exons. Lineage: Eukaryota; Metazoa; Arthropoda; Insecta; Diptera; Drosophilidae. The record is from RefSeq and is a predicted model, not a curated record. The coding region runs from base 35 to 466 and encodes 143 amino acids.
UCACCAAAGAUGUGUGUGGCCUGGCGUUGUCCUGAUGGAAGACAAUUCGGCCUCUGUUGAUCAAAGAUGGCCUCUUCUGCAUGAGUGCUGCAUUCAAGCGGUCCAGUUGUUGGCAGUACAGGUCCGAAUUGAGCGUUUGGCCAUAGGGGAGCAGCUCAUAGUGAAUGAUUCCCUGCCAAUCCCACGAAACACACAGAAGAACCUUCCUUGCCGUCAAACCAAGCUUGGCCACCGUCUGGGCAGCUUCACCGCUUUUCGUCCACGACCGUUUGCGCUUAACGUUGUCGUAAGUGACCCACUUUUCAUCGCCAGUCACCAUCCGCUUCAAAAACGGGUCGAUUUUGUUGCGAUUCAGAAGCGAUUCGCAUGCAUCGAUCAAUUCAGCGAUUUUAUCGCAAUUUUCGACGACAGGCUUCCGGACCGUGGCGCAUCUUCGAUCACCUCUGCACUAGAACGAAAACGUUGAAACCAUCGUUGUGCGGUGGAAAUGGAAACUGUAUCGGGUCCAUAAGCUGCACAAAUUUUAUUGGCAGCAUGAGAUGCAUUUUUGCCUUUAUCGUAGUAGUACUGUAAAAUAUG